AUGCAGUACUUUUCUGACUUGGGUAUAAGCUUUGUUUGUUUCCGAGUGCAGAAGUUUCAGUUCCAGAAUAUGGAUGUAAAAGUCGGGGUCGGGGUCGGUGGCGGGGACGGUGGCGGUGGUUACGGCGGGGGGAAGGGGAGUGGGAGUACAAAAUGUGGGAGGUGGAAUCCGACGGGAGAACAGGUAAAAGUGCUGACAGAGCUGUUCAGGUCAGGGCUUAGAACUCCGAGCAGUGAUCAGAUUCAGAAGAUCUCUCAUCAGCUCAGCUUUUACGGCAACAUCGAGAGCAAGAAUGUGUUCUAUUGGUUCCAAAAUCAUAAAGCCAGAGAGAGACACAAGCGUCGCAAACUCAUUUCUCAUGAUCAUCAUAAUCAUAAUCAUAAUCAUCAUCCUAUUCCUAUCAAAUAYAUUGACACUACUCACCAACAUUUCAUUUCCCCUCCAAACAAUCAUUUUGUGGAGAUGGAGCCAGAAAGAAUGAGGAAAACGCUUCAACUUUUCCCAGUAAACUCAGUUGAUGAAGCAGAAGUAGAAGCAGAAGCAGAAGUAGAAGCAGAAGCAGAAGCAGAAGCAGAUGAUGAGUUUAUUAAAGUAAAUGGGAAGCAGUAUGAGGAGGAUACAGCAGCUUUCACCUACAAAAUAGAGACAAAAAUGGAUGAUCCUCCAUUAUUGGAUCUUCGUUUAAGCUUUCUGUAGAACAAAGUGAAGUCCAUGCUGAAAAAACAAACACGUAGAAGUUGAAUGAGAAUGGUGUUGGAUUUA
Messenger RNA from Momordica charantia (bitter melon), 762 nucleotides. RefSeq names its product WUSCHEL-related homeobox 5-like. Gene Ontology annotation, molecular function: DNA binding; DNA-binding transcription factor activity. Gene Ontology annotation, biological process: plant organ development. The record is from RefSeq and is a predicted model, not a curated record. NCBI's taxonomy places the organism in Eukaryota, Viridiplantae, Streptophyta, Magnoliopsida, Cucurbitales, Cucurbitaceae.